Orycteropus afer afer is the source of this 630-nucleotide messenger RNA. It is a transcript of the gene FABP4, whose product is annotated as fatty acid binding protein 4. Gene Ontology annotation, biological process: fatty acid transport. Gene Ontology annotation, cellular component: nucleus; cytosol. The record is from RefSeq and is a predicted model, not a curated record. Lineage: Eukaryota; Metazoa; Chordata; Mammalia; Tubulidentata; Orycteropodidae. Gene Ontology annotation, molecular function: fatty acid binding.
AGCCCCUUCCUGAAGCUGCAGCUACUCUCACCUUGAAGAAUAAUCGUAGAAAGCUCACAAAAUGUGUGAUGCAUUUGUAGGUACCUGGAAACUGGUCUCCAGUGAAAACUUUGAUGAUUACAUGAAAGAAGUGGGAGUGGGCUUUGCCACUAGGAAAGUGGCUGGCAUGGCCAAACCCAACAUGAUCAUCAGUAUGAACGGGGAUGUGAUCACCAUUAGGUCAGAAAGUACCUUUAAAAAUACUGAGAUUUCCUUCCAACUGGGCCAGGAAUUUGACGAAAUCACUGCAGAUGAUAGGAAAGUCAAGAGCAUCAUAACCUUAGAAGGGGGUGUCCUGGUACACAUGCAGAAGUGGGAUGGAAAAUCAACUACUAUUAGGAGAAAACGAGUGGAUGACAAACUGGUUGUGGAAUGUAUCAUGAAAGGCGUCACUUCCACCAGAGUUUAUGAGAGAGCAUAAGCCAAGGGCCAUAGAUCUGGACUGAAGUUUACAUCGAAUUCUACAGCAUUCUGUUGGAUGUAUUGUUCAAACAGAUAUUGUCAUUUUCAACUAAUGAGCAAGCAACUAAUGUCCCCUCAAACUGAUUUUGUUCAGUAUGGUUGUAUUGGUUAAAUAAACAUUUUUAGAUU